Molecule: messenger RNA, 1299 nt
Organism: Xenia sp. Carnegie-2017
Lineage: Eukaryota; Metazoa; Cnidaria; Anthozoa; Malacalcyonacea; Xeniidae
Product: centrosomal protein of 19 kDa-like
Exons: 4
Coding region: 170-640 (156 amino acids)
Biological process (GO): trans-Golgi to periciliary membrane compartment transport; microtubule anchoring at centrosome
Cellular component (GO): ciliary basal body; spindle pole; centriole
Source: RefSeq, a predicted model, not a curated record
UACUCAUUUUAGUCAUUUGUGAAUGCUCUUUGAGAUGAAAGUCGUCUUUUCUUCGUGAUUUCUACGUAUUGGCGUUAGUAUUCAUGAUUAAAUCUGUAAAGUUAUGGAUUUCUGACAUCUUGAUGUUGUGAAGGACUCAUUUUUGGAACAGCAGUUCUCGUAGUAAACAAUGUAUACACCGAGACAAUGUGGGGUAAAAUAUGAUCCCCCAUCUCUUAUUUUGUACUAUGUCAUCAACGCUACAGGUAAAGUUCAUCGACGGUCAAUGCCCCUCAGAGAUUUCUCAAUCCAUAGCAAUUUGGAUGAAACAGUAGAAAAACUGAAAAGUGGCAGGCACAAACAUUACUUAGAAAAGAUAUCUUCAGAACAGAUUCAUAGGUUACUUUCAAAAAUUCAAGAACAACUGCCUCCAGAAAAUAACAACAAAGUAUUACAAAAUGUUCAAGAUGAGGAUUUGAAUAAACUUAGCGAUAAGGAACUUAAUAAAAGAAAAGCUGAAAUGGAUCAUGUGUUUGAGGAACAUCGAGUAAAGCCUGGGGAUGAGGGUUUUGAAUAUAAUGUUGAGGUUGAAUUUGAAGGUGGAAAAUACAUUUCUGGUUGGGAUUCAGAUGAUGGUGAUUAUUCUGACCCUGAAUUUUAGAAAAUUUAUAUGUUAAUUUGACAAUUUUGAGUUUUGUAUUACCAACAAAGCUUUGCUCAUUUUUAAAAAAUCAGGCUCAUUGUGAAGCUUUUGAAUUCACUUGCUUAACUUGGAAAGUUUCCCUGCAAAAUGACCAACGAAAACGAAAAAAACGAAGUCAACCAAGCAAAAAUGCAUCUAAAAGAUUCCAAAGUGAUGUUUCCUUUUCGUAAUUAGUAAUUAGAACAUUGCUCAAUGUUCUAAUUGUGACUUAGAAAUGAAAAACUUCCAACUGAAGUCGGCUUGCAUCAAAUUGGACAACGUUUUCUAAAUUGAAAAAUACGACAAAUUUUUUUCUUUGUAGUCAUAAAAUGAUUCAAGGUAUUUUUGUACGUUGCUUUGUAAAUUUAAAUGUUUAAAAACUCCAAGUAUAUAUAGCAAAGUUUUAAGAAUUUUCUUUUGAAAUACGUGAUUGGCAGUAAAAGGAAAUCAUCGCCACACCAUGAACAGCAAUUUCCACAUUAGGUAAUAAUUUCACGAAAAAAAAUUGACAUUAAAAUAGUUUUAUAAUAUUUAUAUUUUGAGGACAUGUUUAAAUAUUUGCAAUUGUUAUGACUGGAAAAACGAAUAUUAUUACACUCGUUUUUAAUGCUUAUUGUGCCAUUGAAUAUUCUCAAAAA